AAUAUAAUAAAAUCUUAUAAUAAAAAAUAUUAUAUAAAUAUAAAUUAAUAUAAAUAUCAAUUGUAUAAUAAUGAUGCAUGAAAAAUAUUAUGAAAAUAAAUUUAAAAAAAAUGAAAUUAAAUUACAAACACCAAGUCCUUUAUCAUCUGAUUCUGAUAAUGACAUCAGUAAAAGUCUUAUCAAUGAAAUCAAUGAAGCUUGUCAACCAGUAAAAAAUUCUGAAAACUUCACAACAAAAAGUUUAACUUCAAGUUUAAAUUGUGAAAAAAUAACAGAAAAUGGAUCUUCAGUUUUUUUGAAAGCAUUGAAAAACCGACUCAAUAAUUUACCUGGACGUUUACCAGAAACUUUAAAAAAUGAAAAUAGAAGUUUAACUGAAGAUUGUUACUUUGAUCUUAAACUUUAUGAAAAUCGUAUUGAUGAAAAAGAUGAAGUAGAAGUUGACUCUAAAAUUACAACUUUAGAAAAAAAUUUAAAUAAUGUAACUAAUAAUUUAAAUGAUGCAAGAGCUCGUAGACGUGCAAAAUUAGCAUUAUCAAAAAUGCAAUCAAGUGAUGACGAAGGUCUUGAACAAUCUCCAAUAUCAACUGAUCCACCAACAUCAAGAAUUCCCAACUAUCAAUCUGUAAGAAAAAAAAAAAUUAAUCAUCAAAGUUCAGAGAGUGAAUCUGAUAAUUUCUACAAUAAAUUUAAUGAUAAUAAAAUUAAAAAAAAUACAAUAAUAUUAAAACCAAUAAAGUCAUCAAUAAAAGAGAGGAAAAAAUUAAAAAAUAAUAAUUCAUCAUGGAUCAAUCAACAAGAUACAUUUGAUGAUAACAAUAAAAUACAUACUGUUUUUAUUCCAAAAUUAGAUCUUCAAUCAGAGGAAUAUUUAUCAACAUCACCAGAUUAUUUAAAUAACAACACAUCAGCUGAUAAUCGUGAUAAAGAAAUUGACGAUCUUGUCGAGGCAUUGUCUCAAGUUACACUUAGGCGAUCACAUCAAAUUAGAUGGACACAAAAAACCAAUAACAUUCAUACACAAUCAGCUCCAGUAUCAUCACGUCAAAGCAGAAACCUGGAUGAUCCCUCCAAGACAUUCAGAGUAUCCCAUGCAAAUCCAAGACACAUUGAAACACCUGACAAACAUAAUAAAAAAAAUUCAACUGUAAUUCAUUUGGAACUAUUAAGAUCAAAAAAAUCAAUGAUUAAUUUAGCUGAUAUGUUACACAACAAUACAAUCAAUAAUAUAAAUAAUAUAAAUAAUAUUAAUAACAACAAAAUAUAUAUAAAUACCUCAACUCAAUUGAGCUCUUCAUCACUAACAAAAUUAAAUAAUAAAAAAUACAAAAAUCCUGAUGAUAAUAGUAAUAGCAAUACAAAAAAAAAACGUAAAAAAUUUAAUAAUUUUUCACGAAUAUUUACAAGAAAAUUUAGUAAUAAAAAAAUGAUAUGUGAAAAUAAAAUAAUUACACCAAUUUAUGAAAAUAGAAAUUAUCCAUACAGUUCAUCAGAUGAUAGUGAUAAAAAUUUUGAAUAUCAUAAAAAGUAUGAUAAUUAUUAUGGACAUGUUGAUGAUGAUGAUGAUGCAAAUGCAAAUUAUUUGAUUAAUAAAAAAUUCAACAUGAAUAAUCAAUGGGUUAAAAAUAUAAAUAAUAAUGAAAAAAAAUAUUAUAAUAAAUCACCGUAUGAUGUAUUUUUUGUUAAAAAUUAUCAUCAAGAUAAUUUUGUAAAUAUUAAAAAUGAAGAUAAUUCAAGUUUUAUUGAAGAUUCAUAUGAUGAAAGUGAAUUUAGUUUAUCAAGCAAAAAUAGUGAAAAAAAAAAUAUCAAUAGUAAAAGAAAUUUACAUAAUAAUAAUUUAAAUAAUGGAUGUUUUUGUUUUCGUUUUUUUAAACUAUUUUUUGUUAAUGAAAAUUAAUUUUUUUUUUAAUAAAUAAUAAUAAUAAC
Aphidius gifuensis is the source of this 1926-nucleotide messenger RNA. Its product is annotated as GATA zinc finger domain-containing protein 14-like. The coding region runs from base 71 to 1897 and encodes 608 amino acids. NCBI's taxonomy places the organism in Eukaryota, Metazoa, Arthropoda, Insecta, Hymenoptera, Braconidae. The record is from RefSeq and is a predicted model, not a curated record. The transcript has 3 exons.